Molecule: messenger RNA, 2085 nt
Organism: Aspergillus lentulus
Lineage: Eukaryota; Fungi; Ascomycota; Eurotiomycetes; Eurotiales; Aspergillaceae
Source: RefSeq, a predicted model, not a curated record
AUGGAGGAUAUAUCCGACGCCCCUCAUUUGACCGAAUUUGCCAAUUUCAUUGCAAACGAACCGCUUUUCGGCUCAAGCCCUUCAGCCGACGGACUAGCCCGCGUCAACGGGACAAGAGCGGCUUCCCACGAAGAUUCACCAGAUCGCGAGGAAGAAACACGACUGAGUGACGAUGCUCAUAUGCCUGUUCAGGACUGCGGGUACAACUCCUCGGAAUCCUCAACGCAACACUCCACGAGCGAUACAGCUGGUCAUGACCUGGACGAUGACGACUUAGCUCUAUUGGACUCGCGUGCAUCCAGUCGCUCUUCAAUCUCCUCAAUUGCCGAUUCGGUGCUGAUCCACCCCCCGAGCGAGCUGAAACCUGCGAUGGGCUGCGGCGCAGAUGAGCGAAUCCGCCACUCCUGGAUCAAUCAAGAUAACCCCGGUCAUGGCAGAAUGGAGGCACAGUUCAAGUCCAUACAAACAAUCAGGCAACGGGAGGCUGCGUUCCGGAAGCCCAGUUCUGUGCGCGCAAUGCAGAUGCAUACGGAGGAUGAGGAUGAUGACGAGUUCCUGACUCCGCCCAAGCGGAGGGGCGGACAUCGGAUGUCGGAUAUUUCAAUUCGUUCGGCGGGGUCGUCUCCGCUUAAGAGAUCACCUUAUUACUCGCCUACGGGGUCCGCGGGGAGACCGAAAGUUAAGAAGGAGUAUCCGCUUGUUUUGCUUCACUGCACCUUGCUUCCUCCUUCGCUGCCUGUGCCAGGUUUGAUUGGAUACCCGGACCAGAAGAUACUGAGAGAUGUGCUGCCUCCGGAGUACUGGAGGAGAUGGAAGUUGCUGGAGGAGAAGGUUGGUUCCAGUGUGAUUCGUGACCGGGGUGUGCUCAUCUCUCACCCGGAGGAUAUGUAUGAUCUGCUUGAGGAACGAUUGCUGGAAAGUCUGGAACUCCAGCGUCCGCGGCUCCAUCAUGGCCACUUUUUGGGACAUGAGGACACGGAAUCGGAGAAGGGUGACCAGUCGGUUACAGAGGACAGUGCUACUGAUGAUGAGCAAGGAGAAGAGUGCCCUGAUUGUGGAGGACGACUCCCAAGGCACGAUUCGAGUAGGAAGUGGGAGAUCAAGGUUUUCGCCGCGAACGGGCUGAUGAGAGCUGGUGCCUGGGCUGCAGCCUGGAAGGAGAUGGAAAAGGUGGAUGUCGAAGUCGGCCUUUGGCUGCCGUCUGAGAUUAGGCGGGAGUUGGAAAAGCGACUUUUGGACAAUGAUCGCCCUAGCACUGAUCUUAGGCUACAGGUGCCGCAACUCAGGGAGCCCGCCACCAGCAUCAGCACAGAGCUGUACGAUCAAUCGUCGCGGACGAAUACACCCACCCCAUUGAUUCAUGAACCAAGUUUAUUUGUUCCUGAGGAGCCUGCUCGUCCGUCAUCUCCAGCCUCAAUUACAACGCCAGCGAAGGCUCCAGCCAUGCCACCCCCAACGUAUUCUCCGAGGUCAGUCGAAGAAAUCGACCUGCAGACGCUGCUCAUCAACUACAUCCGGGUACUGGCUAGUGACCGUCGCAACGUGACAAUUGUCCUUUUGAGUGUGCUGGCGGUAUACCUUGCCGUUGGUGUCAAACCUCAAACCUCCUCUUCGCAUCUUCGACCAUUUCCUGGGGAUAUGUUUGAAUCCAUGCCUGUGCUCUCACCUACCGUUUCACUGGAGCAACAUUCGACUCCGAGCUGGACGGAACAGCCGAGCCUUUCGACUGUACUCUCUUCAACGGCAGCAGAACCUGCCAUGACUGUUGAAAGUUCCAUUCUUCAAAAAGAAACCGUGAGGGAAGAGCCCAGCUCAAAAACUCUCGAGGUUAUUCCUUCAGCGGCUUCUGAAUCUGCUACUGUAUCGUCCUCCAGCACUGCUGCUCCCACGCCUCAGAGUUCUGCUCCAGUAUCUUCCACAAGAGCAUCUUUCAAGAGCGUUGCUAAUUCGAAAAUUUCGGAAGCUCGAUUGCAGAGGGUAGAAACGUCUCCUGCAAAUCUAGAUCUGGUGAUUGAGCGAUGUGAGCCCACGUGUCCGGCGAUGAUGGAGACAAUCGCGCCAACGGAAUUGGCGACCAAUUUCUGA